UCCCUCCCGCCUCCAUCCCUCUCUCCUGAAGCUCCUCCUGAGGCACGCGGGGCCCAGGGCGCGUAGAUCCUCCGUGUGGCUCGAGCGCGCCAUGGGUCCCGCCCCGCCGCCCCAGCGCCGCGUGCUUCUGGCUAUCCGCAACCCUGGUCUUUUAUCUUGAGGCGUGGGUCGGUUAAGGGCGGGGCGAACGUGUCAGAAUCAGGUUUCGCUCAGUUUUGUAUUUGAGUGUUGCCUGGGUUCUAGGUGCUGUAUUGCUGAACGUGUGGGUUAUCCUCAUGCGGAGUAGAUGUUCUUCGACUUCCUGUGCAGCUUCCUCGUGGUCCGUCUCGGGUGCUAUCGCGACUGUAUGUUCGCCCAGUGAGUACUGCUUCGUGGUGCUGCUAUACCAGCUCUGGAGGUCGUCGUAGUGAUCAGUAUGCGUGUUUUGAGGGCAAGACUUCGGCUCAUGGUCCACUACUUGGGCCCCUCCCAGGACCCUACGGAGGCCAAGUACCUUGCGCUGGCUGCGAGGGGUUUCAUCCAGGACUCCAAGGGUCUCGGCAUGAUCUUGAAGGCUUCCAAGUCUGGGGCUGUUGUUGGUUCUCGGAAGUUCUGGAAGGGGGUGCAGCGCCACAUGGGCUCCAUGAAGAUCCCGUACAAAGAAGACAUGCCACUACCUAGAUCAGGACACCGUCGACUUCCUGCUGCGAGGCCUGGGCAUGAUCGGAGAUGCCGACUUCGAUUCGGGCCUUGACAACAUCACGAGGAAGGCCGAUGCGGUGCUGAAGGCAGCGAGAAGGGCCUCGGAGAAGGCUUGGCGAGGCUGGGCCAAGCAGGCUUUUCUAGGAGGGGCCAGUCGGGCCCAUGCAGCUUCCAAGGUGCGCGGCAAGCAGGAGCAGCUCAAUUUCGACGUGAACGCUCAGCCGUACCUGCUCGCAAACCACACCCUUGACGUGUGGGAAGGCGUAUGGCGGCAUCACGACCUGUUGCCCCCAGGGCUGCCGCCAGGCCAUGAGAGCUGGCCUGCUCUGCCCGAGCUCGACCACCAGCAAGUGCGGGCUGCCAUUCGCAAGUUUUCGACGCGGACGGCAGCUGGGCCGAGCCGAAUUUCAACCAGAUGCCUGGACGCUCUGUCGGACCAAGCGCUUGAGCGCAUGGCCAAGAUGUUUAUGCUUUUCGAGCAGUGGCUGUCCUGGCCUCCUGAGCGGGUUUACAGUGAAAUGGUUCGCUUACCUAAACCUGACGGGGACACACGAUUGAUUGUGCUAUCUCACGCUUUGGUGCGUAUCUGGG
Messenger RNA from Prorocentrum cordatum, 1272 nucleotides. The record is from the annotation of a GenBank genome assembly. NCBI's taxonomy places the organism in Eukaryota, Dinophyceae, Prorocentrales, Prorocentraceae.